Messenger RNA from Phanerochaete carnosa HHB-10118-sp, 2307 nucleotides. RefSeq lists its product as uncharacterized. NCBI's taxonomy places the organism in Eukaryota, Fungi, Basidiomycota, Agaricomycetes, Polyporales, Phanerochaetaceae. Gene Ontology annotation, molecular function: zinc ion binding; DNA binding; histone binding. The record is from RefSeq and is a predicted model, not a curated record. Gene Ontology annotation, cellular component: SWI/SNF complex. The annotation marks the transcript as partial. The transcript is spliced from 2 exons. Gene Ontology annotation, biological process: positive regulation of DNA-templated transcription.
CAUGUCCUCGCCGAAGCGAAGCGGUUCACCUUCCCCGUCGUCGUCAGACCCAAAACGUAUUCGACUGACCGUCCCACAACAUAACCAGGGCGCGACCCCGGUUGAUCCUGAAAACGCAUCAGGGAAACGGAGCGAACUCGAACCGGUCCAAGGCGGAGACAUUGCCAACUUGCCGCCGAUAGACACUCCAACAGCACCCUCCGACUCUGCGCCAGGCUCGGCAGUGCCGCCAACUAUUCGCCAAUUAAAGGCCGAUGAUGGUGAGGACGGCGGGGACGUGUCGAUGGCAGAAGGAGGAGAUGCCGCCGAAGAGGACGCUGAAUCUGGUGACGAGAAUGACGAGGAGGACCCCGCACAACUGGAGGCGACAAGAGUUAAGCUGGAAGAACAAGCACGAAAGUAUCUCGCAGCUCAGACUCAUGAAGUCAUUAUACCCUCUUACGCUGCAUGGUUCGAUAUGUCAAAGAUCCAUCCCGUCGAGCGACGCGCUCUCCCUGAGUUCUUCAACUCGCGAAAUCGGUCUAAAACUCCUGCCAUAUAUAAAGAUUACCGCGACUUCAUGAUCAACACGUAUAGGUUACGGCCGACCGAGUACCUAACCGUUACGGCCUGCCGCAGGAAUUUGGCAGGAGACGUCUGCGCUAUCAUGCGCGUUCACGCCUUCCUUGAGCAGUGGGGACUCAUAAAUUAUCAGAUUGAUCCUGAGCAACGACCGGCUGCUUUGGCCCCACCAUUCACAGGUCACUUCCGAGUGAUCCUUGAUACUCCUCGCGGUCUGCAAUCUCUUCACCCUGGUACAAGACCUGCCAACCACCCGAACCAGCCUGGAGUUAACGGAGAAUCUAAACCUCAGCCGCCCAGUACUCCUGCUUCGCUCGAAUUGCGCUCCUCUAUCUACCAAACCACUGCGAAAGCCUCUCGACAAGUCAGCCCUGAGGAGGCCAAGGCUCUCACGAAUGGCGCAGCUAGCGGAUCCACCCUUCAUGCCGAUAAGCAUCAGUGCGACACUUGUGGGGUCGAUUGCACUCCUCUGCGCUACCACUCGUUGAAGGUCAAGAACUUCGAGCUGUGUCCACCCUGCUACCUCGAUGGCCGCUUUCCUUCUUCGAUGUUUAGUGGCGACUUCGUCAAGUUGACGCAGGCCCAGGGUGCCAACGGUAUACACCAUGGGUCUAGUACCGAUGCGGACGACGACUGGUCGGAUCAAGAAGUUUUGCGCUUGUUGGAAGGUGUCGAGAUGUACGACGACGACUGGUCGGAGAUCGAGCGCCACGUUGGAUCCCGCUCCGCGCAACAGUGUAUCCGGAAGUUCCUCCAGCUUCCUAUCGAGGAUGCGUAUAUCGCAGCGGAGGGCAACAUGGGUCCUCUGAGGUAUUCCAAGGUACCGUUCGAGCAGGCAGAUAACCCUGUCAUGAGCGUGGUGGCGUUCCUCGCUGGUGUAGUGGGGCCUGGCGUUGCUGCUGAGGCCGCAAAGUCGGCGCUGCAGGAGCUUACCGACGGCGACAAGAAGGAGAACACGGAGGAGGCCGCGGUUGGUGAGGGGAAGGCAGAAGAAACCAAAGAAGGUGAGGGCGCGGCGGAGCCGGAGGAAGAGGCGGAGAAAUCAGAUGACAAGAUGCAAGAGGAUGCUCCGAAAGAGGGUGAUGCCGCAACUGCCUCAGCUACUUCGCCUCAUGCAGCUACCGGUGAAGAGAUGACCGUCGACGGCGAGGUCUCUUCUGAGGCCACCAAACCAACUCGAAGUAUCCCUCACUCCAAGGUCGUCCGCGCCGCGAACCUUGCCCUCAAGUCCUCGGCGAAGGCGGCUCGUGAGCUCGCCGAAGCCGAGGAUCAACAUAUCCGUUCGACACUUGCAGCCGUCAUCAAGCUCACGCUCACAAAGCUCGAGCUGAAGAUGUCCCAGUUCGAAGAGCUGGAGGAACUACUGGAGGAGGAACGCAAAGGUCUCGAGAGCGCGCGGAUGUCACUCGUCAACGAACGACUAGGUUUGCGGAAGAUGUUGGAAACGGUAAAAGGCGAGCUGGCGAAGAACCAGGCUGGUAUCAGCACGCCAGGUGUACUGGCAGAGGCCGCUAGCCAAGCUCAAGAAGCCCUCGCCACUAGUGGCAUUCGGGUGUCAGAGGUCCAUGGUGUGAUAAUUGAGGGAGAGAACGGUCCCACUGAGACACCGAACAUUGCAAACCUCGGUUGAUUCGCCAACUUGGUGGACGCAGAUUGUUUUUCUUACCACUUUCUGUUAUGUUAUAGCUAUAGUCUGCCGCGUUCUUACGGCGAUGUAUUUUCCGACCGAGAUAAUCGAAUUUCGCG